GCUGCGGACUGAGGGGGACAGCAGAGGAAGUCAGGGGGCAGAGCGCAGAGGAGGGCACACGCAGGCACACGGAGGGGGAGGAAGGGCAAAGCGAAGGAAGCUCAGGUGGGAAGAAGACGGGAGGGAGAAGAGUGAGGCAGAGAUGAAGUCACAGGGCUCCCUGGCCUGCCUCCUGCUGGCCCUGUGCCUGGGCAGUGGGGGGGCUGGCCCACUGCCGAGAGGAGGGGAGAGUGCUGGAGCAGGUGCUGGGAAGGCCGUGGGACAGGGGGUGGGAGAGGCCAUUGGAAAGGGGGUGGGAGAGGCCAUUAGCCACGGAGUCGAAGAGGCUGUUGGCCAAGGGGCUGGAGGGGCAGCCAGCUCCGCAACCAGGGAGGUCAUGGGCCACAGCAUGGGGGAAGCAGCCCAUGCCCUUGGAAACACUGCGGGUGAGGCUGGCAGGCAGGUUGAAAACAUCAUUCGACAUGGAGGGGAUGCUGUCCACAGCUCCUGGCAGGGGAUGCCUGGCAGCAGCGGUGCUCGGGGAACCAACGGCCAGCCUCCAUCUGGAGGCCAUGGCAUCUUUGGCUCCCAGGGUGGCUCUGGAGGCCACAGCCAGGGCAAUCCUGGAGGGCCAGGGACUCCGUGGGGCCAGGGAUACCCCCGAGGUUCAGAUGGAAGCUUUGGAGCCCACUCUCAGGGAGGCCCAUGGGGCCAAGGAAGCAAUGGAGGGUCUUUCAGCUCGGGCACCAACGCUCAGGGGACUGUGGUCCAACCCGGUUACGGCUCCAUGAGAGGCAGCAACUCACACACAGAGUGCACCAACCCCCCGCCAUCCGGCUCAGGCGGAAGCUCCAGCAGCUCAGGGGGAGGCAGCGGCGGAGGUGCCAGCGGUGGUGGUGGCAGCAGUUACGGGCCCAGCUGGGACCGUCCCUUAGAAAAUUCUAGGAAUUUUGAUCAAAGCGGCUAUUCAGGCUCCCAGGGACACAAUACCGGCUCUUCCUGGGGUAGCAAUGGUGGCUCUUCCUCCGGUAGCAGUGGAGGCGGAAAUGGCGGUGGAAGUGGCGGCGGAGAUAAACCCGGGUGUGACAGCCCAGGGAAUGAAGUCCGCAUAUCCGGAGGAUCUGGGGGUCAGGGCUCUGGAGAAGGACAGGGAGGCUCCGGCAGCUAUGGUGACAUCAGGGAAAUAAGCAAAGAGGGCAGUCGCCUGGUUGGGGGCCCCGAAGACAAUUAUCAGAACUCUCAGACGUCUCCUGGGCUCUUCAACUUUGACACUUUCUGGAAGAAUUUUAAAUCCAAGCUGGGUUUCAUUAACUGGGAUGCCAUAAACAAGGGCCAAGUCCCGCGCCCCAGCACACGCGCCCUGCUCUACUUCAGCCGACUCUGGGAGGAUUUCAAACACAACACCCCUUUCCUGAACUGGAAAGCCAUUAUUGAGGGUGCUGAUGCGUCCUCGCUCCAGAAGAGGUCGGGCAGUGCCAGUCAGUCUGGCUCGGGACGGCAAGAGGUGGCCGCUGUGACUUCUAAGAACACCUAUAACCAGCAGGUGUACCCUACUCCCUCUGGUGGGCAGAACGCAGCCAAGAUCCCCUCUCAGGGGGGAGCCACGCCUUCUUCCUCGGCUUCCCGGGCGCGCCCUGGCCUGCUGCAGUGGGUGAAGUUCUGGUAGCUGCACUGGGGGGUCUCCUUGUCCAGAAACCUCAUCGGCUAAACCUGCCACUUUCUUCACCUACUCUGUUUUGUGACCUGAAGUCACUGUGACAGUUCUUCAGGAGAAGCUUCCUACUUUGGGG
This is a messenger RNA of Zalophus californianus (California sea lion), 1769 nucleotides long. It is a transcript of the gene DMKN, whose product is annotated as dermokine. The transcript is spliced from 20 exons. The record is from RefSeq and is a predicted model, not a curated record. NCBI's taxonomy places the organism in Eukaryota, Metazoa, Chordata, Mammalia, Carnivora, Otariidae. Bases 143 to 1645 code for a protein of 500 amino acids. Gene Ontology annotation, biological process: cornified envelope assembly.